UCACGGCUGGUCAUAUUGCACACAGAGUCUGGGAGCCUGGAUGAUUUUGUAGGUUCAGAAAGGCCGGUUGGAAGCGACGUGGUGUGGAGGAAGUCGACGGCGAUGUCAACCAUAAAGAUUACCCUGUAUCCUAGAGCCUGAGUGCUCUUACCCUCUCCUCUCCCCUCUCCAUAUCUAAGGCUUGACUCGCUGCACAAGCCGAUCUAAGUUUUUUCUACCUCGCUCACCACUUCUCUCGAUGCACUCGCAGCAUUACUUUCAUGCAUCUGUGGGAAGAUGAGCCAACCUGCUCGGCAGUGAACAGUGCUUAUUCCCCUCAAGGACAUGAGUGCCGGGAGCAGUGGGCUCUUGGGCCAAGAGGCUGCACCGCUUUUGUUAGGGCAGGGGGGAUUAGGGUGCGACCAGCUUGUGCAGACUAGAGGUACUUCGCCGUAGUGCUCGGUAAGUGGAUCUGUAACGAUGCAGACGAAAGGACGUCAAGCUGAUUUCCAGACCCUGCUAGAGGGACAGCAGGAUCUGAUAUGCCGGUUCCACAGACAUGAACUCCAGCCACACCAGUGCGGCUCCAUCCUCUUGCAGCUGAUCAAGGCGCCUGUGGAGACUGUGUGGUCGGUGGCUAGAAGCUUUGACAAGCCGCAAGUAUACAAGCGCUUUAUCCAGACUUGUGAAAUUAUUGAAGGCGAUGGCGGGGUGGGUAGCAUCCGUGAGGUGCGCUUAGUGUCUAGUAUUCCGGCAACAUCGAGUAUUGAGAGGCUAGAGAUCCUGGACGAUGAGGAACACAUCAUCAGUUUCAGGGUUUUGGGAGGAGGCCACAGGUUGCAAAACUACUGGUCUGUUACGUCCUUACACUCUCACGAGAUUGAUGGGCAGAUGGGAACUCUAGUUCUGGAGUCUUAUGUUGUAGACAUUCCUGAAGGUAACACCAGGGAGGAGACUCACAUGUUUGUGGACACAGUUGUUCGUUGUAACUUGAAAGCUUUGGCCCAGGUUUCAGAGCACAGAUUUUUCCACGAGCUGAGAGCAAAAGAACUAUCCGCAGCGUCCUUGUCACUAGGCAGUAAAGAGGAAGCUGUGCAUGCCAGGAAGAAGGAGGCUGUGCAAGUGUAGGAACACAAGGACAUAUGCAUCUGGAAAGAGAGACAACCGUUAACUUCUGGAUAUAUUUCCUGUAUUCAUAGAGAGGGAACGAAGCUCUUCAAACAUUUUGUUCGAGAUUGUCGGGGGCCGUGGAUUUCUGUAUCAAAAGUAGUUGAUUUUUCUGUGUUUGGGGGUAGUGUACGGCGAGCGAAGCUCUGGUGUAUAUGUUUUGGAAAACCGUCCACGCUGAGGCCGGUGAGAAGACGGUCGAAUCAUGUAAGAUUCUAGUGCUGAUACAUGAGUGUGGUCAAGCAAGCUGAUAUCAGAUGUAGAGGUCGCAUUUCAAGUUAGGAAAUUCUGCUUUCAUGAUCUGUAUAAUAUGCAGUUGUUAUUCCUCGUCCUAGGCUUGCAACGUCUAGUUGAACGGAAGCCUCCGCGCUCUUGCAAUUUGUUCCAACGUAGCUAGCGUUAUUAUAACAAAGACCUAUAUCCAGAUCUGAUUUACGGAUCUACACAGAAAUUUACAAAAUCGACCUCUAUUAUUUUUUCUACGUAUAAAAAACUUUCUCUGUAAGCGACAUGAUCACUUACCAACUGUACUAA
Molecule: messenger RNA, 1680 nt
Organism: Physcomitrium patens
Lineage: Eukaryota; Viridiplantae; Streptophyta; Bryopsida; Funariales; Funariaceae
Product: abscisic acid receptor PYL12
Biological process (GO): abscisic acid-activated signaling pathway
Cellular component (GO): nucleus; cytoplasm
Molecular function (GO): abscisic acid binding; signaling receptor activity; protein phosphatase inhibitor activity
Source: RefSeq, a predicted model, not a curated record